AUGAUGGCAGAUCAGUCAUUUGCAGCCGAGAUAAUUAACCAAGAUGAAAGCGUAAUCCAGCUUGACAUUUCAUCAAACGGAUUAUUGAAUGAUGAAGCAGCUGCUCAAAGCAUGGGGAAUGGACUGAAAAUUAAAGCUUAUGGGAGAUGAGGACUUUAUGCAACCAAAACAGAGAUUGUUUUAUACGAUCUAAGGCAAAAAAUUUACUGGUUGAGCUUGCUAGAGCUAGGACUGAUGACGAUUUCAUUCUUUCUUAUGAUCGUUUUUGGAAGGUUUAUGAUAUUUUUGCAACUGCUUCAUUUUAUUAGACCUUUUUUCGCAUUCAAACUGAUAGAACAGCUGCCAAAAUCUCACGUAAUUUAUGAAGAAAUGCCAGAGAAUCUUGAUGACGUCUCCACUUUUCAGCCACUCCUUUUUGCACAUUUCAAGCGCGGCAGCAAAGCAAUAUCAGUAUACCUCAUUGUAACAGUUUUUACUUCACUAACAGACUUGAUUUCUCUGACAAUCCAACUAUCAUCAAUCGAUACUGAUUAUACUCCACAUCUACUUUAUGCUAUUUUUGUAUGGAUAUUUUUAGGCCUCGAUUUCUUUCUUGUUUUCUGGUACUGUACAAUGAAAUUCACUUUUCCUCAAGAAAUCUGGUACAAUUUAAUAAAGCUAGCAAGAGGCAGUUUAGACGAUGCUAAAUGGUUCUUCAAAAGCUACUUCCAAUCUCUCCAAAGAUCCGACAAUAGCGAGUUCUAA
Molecule: messenger RNA, 744 nt
Organism: Blepharisma stoltei
Lineage: Eukaryota; Ciliophora; Heterotrichea; Heterotrichida; Blepharismidae
Source: the annotation of a GenBank genome assembly